Molecule: messenger RNA, 2397 nt
Organism: Prionailurus viverrinus (fishing cat)
Lineage: Eukaryota; Metazoa; Chordata; Mammalia; Carnivora; Felidae
Gene: ARSL
Product: arylsulfatase L
Exons: 12
Coding region: 145-2274 (709 amino acids)
Molecular function (GO): arylsulfatase activity
Source: RefSeq, a predicted model, not a curated record
UGGCCGCUUUGGAGGGAGACCCAGCACAGAGCCCUGAGCUGAGGACAGAGGUCAGGAGGUUGCUGCGACCCGCUGGGGAAUGAAUGAGUCACCGGCCCCCGCGGGAGCCUGGUGCCCUGCCCCCCGGGCGCCUUGCGUGUUCUAAUGAGUAACAGAAGGUGUCCUGUACCAACAGGCCGCUGGCCACGGCCCCGGCCACUCUCUGCACAACCGAACUUGCUUCUCCUCCACUUCCUUACUGUGGCUUUGAACGGGCUGAGUCGCUGUGCACAUGCGUGCGGCCGGCCGGCCGGCCGAGGAGGCCUGGGCACUGGCGGCCGCCUCAGGACAGUCCCGCAGGACCAGCCGUGCCCCCUGCUGCACCGCCAGCCGAUCGCUGAGGUCCAGGCGGCCCGGCCCCGACGGAGCACAGCCAUCCAGGAAAUACGAGCGAAAAGAGAACAUGUUACGUCUGGAGCACGCUUGGUAAGGACCUGGCUAGCUGUGACAGUCGGCGCACUUCUGGGUGUGACGCCCUCCGCCAGCAGGGAUCUAUCUGGUUCGCGUCCAAACAUCCUUCUUCUGAUGGCAGACGACUUCGGCAUUGGCGACAUCGGCUGCUAUGGCAACGACACCAUCAGGACUCCAAAUAUUGACCGCCUCGCACGAGAUGGUGUGAUGCUCACCCAGCACCUCGCGGCCGCGUCAGUGUGUACCCCAAGCAGGGCAGCUUUCUUAACGGGCAGAUACCCUCUCCGAUCAGGUCUGUUCUCCCUCCUGUCUCACCAUGGCUCUGGAGAAGAGCGUGUUCCCUGUAACUCCUCUAAUGCAGGUAUGGUUUCCAGUAAUGGUUAUCGUGUUCUUCAGUGGACGGGAGUAUCUGGAGGGCUCCCGACCAACGAGACAACGUUUGCAAAAAUAUUAAAGGACAGAGGCUAUGCCACUGGGCUAAUAGGAAAAUGGCACCUGGGUCUCAACUGUGAAUCUUCCAACGAUCACUGCCACCACCCUCUCAACCACGGAUUCGACCAUUUCUACGGAAUGCCGUUUUCCAUGAUGGGAGACUGCAUCCACUGGGAACUGUCAGAGAAGCGUGCAGGUAUGGAGCGGAAACUCAACGUCUGCUUCCAAAUCAUGGCCGUGGCUGCCCUCACGCUCACCGCUGGGAAACUCACCCACCUGACGUCAGGCUCGUGGACUCCGGUCAUCUGGUCAACCAUGGCUGCCAUCUUACUCUUUACAACCUCGUAUUUCCUGGGAGACCUGAUUGUUCACGCAGACUGCUUUCUGAUGAGAAACCACACCAUCACUGAGCAACCCAUGCACUUUCCAAGGACGACGUCUCUUAUUCUCAAAGAGGUCUCGUCCUUCAUCCAAAGAAACAAGCAAACACCUUUCCUCCUCUUUGUGUCCUUUUUACACGUGCACACCCCUCUGAUCACCACCGAGAAGUUCCGCGGAAAGAGUGUCCACGGGCUGUACGGGGAUAACACGGAAGAGAUGGACUGGAUGGUGGGGAAGAUCCUUGAUACUUUGGACACGGAAGGCUUGACCAACAGCACCCUGGUUUAUUUUACGUCGGAUCAUGGGGGAUCUUUAGAGUCUCGACUCCGAAACAACCAGUAUGGCGGCUCGAAUGGAAUCUAUAAAGGUGGCAAAGGGAUGGGGGGCUGGGAAGGCGGGAUCCGCGUCCCGGGGAUCUUCCGGUGGCCUGGGGUGCUGCCGGCCGGCCGAGUGAUCCACGAGCCCACCAGCCUGAUGGAUGUCUUCCCCACUGUGGUCCAGCUGGGGGGCGGUGAGGUGCCCCAGGACAGGGUGAUUGAUGGCCGGGACAUGCUGCCCUUGCUGCUGGGGACAGCACAGCACUCGGAUCACGAAUUCCUGCUGCAUUACUGCGAGAAUUUUCUGCACGCAGUCCGCUGGCACCAACGUGACGGAGGAAGACUGUGGAAAGUCCACUACACGACCCCAGUGUUCCACCCACAUGGAGCCGGCGCCUGCUACGGGAGAGGGGUGUGCCCGUGCUUCGGGGACCAAGUGGCCCAUCACGACCCACCUCUGCUCUUCGACCUGUCCAGAGACCCCUCCGAGGCGCACGCCCUCACGCCGGACACGGAGCCCGCCUUUUACCGGGUGAUGGACACGAUCUCACGCGCCGUGGAGGAGCAUCGCCGGACGCUCAGGCCAGUCCCGGUGCAGCUGGACGCGCUGGGAAACAUCUGGAAACCCUGGCUGCAGCCGUGCUGUGGCCUGUUUCCCCUCUGCUGGUGUGAUCGGGAAAACCGCCAAGCAUAAGCGCCUCCAGGGAGAACCAGGUCCCCCUUCCAGAUCCCUGCAGGGACUCCUGGUGGGUUCUACUCCGUCUCAGUUUGCUUCUGAGGACUUCGGGGUUCCAAGCAGCAAAUGCCUCUAAACCCA